Molecule: messenger RNA, 3366 nt
Organism: Onychomys torridus (southern grasshopper mouse)
Lineage: Eukaryota; Metazoa; Chordata; Mammalia; Rodentia; Cricetidae
Gene: Lhx6
Product: LIM homeobox 6
Exons: 9
Coding region: 245-1378 (377 amino acids)
Biological process (GO): neuron differentiation; regulation of transcription by RNA polymerase II; forebrain neuron development
Cellular component (GO): nucleus
Molecular function (GO): DNA-binding transcription factor activity, RNA polymerase II-specific; RNA polymerase II transcription regulatory region sequence-specific DNA binding
Source: RefSeq, a predicted model, not a curated record
GGCAGCUGCAGGGACCUUUCCAAGUUUGUCGGGACCUUCUUCCGAGGAGGCAGUGGCGCCGGCAGCCAGGGAGGCUGGGUCUGUGUUCAGGCCGGGGGCAGGGGCUGGGGCUGGGCCCGGGGCGGCCGGGCCGGAGCCUCGGCUCUCCAGCUCUCGCAGCAGCCUCUGCCCCCAAGGCGCCCGAGGCCCCACUCCGCGCCACUCUCCGUGCCGCGCGCCGGCCGAGCCCUCCGCUCCAGGGCCCAUGUACUGGAAGCAUGAGAGCGCCGCCCCGGCGCUGCCCGAGGGCUGCCGCUUGCCGGCGGAGGCCGGCCCAGCUACCGACCAGGUGAUGGCCCAGCCAGGGUCUGGCUGCAAAGCGACCACCCGCUGUCUUGAAGGGACCGCGCCGCCUGCCAUGGCUCAGUCAGAUACCGAGGCCCUGGCAGGCGCUCUGGACAAGGACGAAGGUCGAGCUUCCCCAUGUACACCCAGCACACCGUCUGUCUGCUCGCCGCCCUCUGCCGCCUCUUCCGUGCCGUCUGCGGGCAAGAAUAUCUGCUCCAGUUGCGGCCUCGAGAUUCUGGACCGGUAUCUGCUCAAGGUCAACAAUCUCAUCUGGCACGUGCGGUGCCUCGAGUGCUCUGUGUGUCGCACAUCGCUGAGGCAGCAGAAUAGCUGCUACAUCAAGAACAAGGAAAUCUUCUGCAAGAUGGACUACUUCAGCCGAUUUGGAACCAAGUGCGCCCGGUGCGGCAGACAAAUCUAUGCCAGUGACUGGGUGCGGCGGGCGCGCGGCAACGCCUACCACCUGGCCUGCUUCGCCUGCUUCUCCUGCAAGCGCCAGCUGUCCACCGGGGAGGAAUUCGGCCUGGUUGAGGAGAAGGUGCUUUGUCGCAUCCAUUACGACACCAUGAUCGAGAACCUCAAGAGGGCCGCGGAGAAUGGGAACGGUCUCACGUUGGAGGGGGCAGUGCCCUCGGAACAGGACAGUCAGCCUAAGCCGGCCAAGCGGGCGCGGACGUCUUUCACAGCAGAACAGUUGCAGGUUAUGCAGGCGCAGUUCGCCCAGGACAACAACCCCGACGCGCAGACGCUGCAGAAGCUGGCCGACGUGACGGGCUUGAGCCGCAGGGUCAUCCAGGUGUGGUUUCAAAACUGCCGAGCGCGACAUAAAAAACAUACACCGCAGCACCCAGUGCCGCCCUCAGGGGCGCCCCAGUCCCGCAUCCCCUCCGCCCUGUCCGACGACAUCCACUACUCUCCGUUCAGCAGCCCCGAGCGGGCACGCAUGGUCACCCUGCACGGCUACAUCGAGAGUCAUCCUUUUUCAGUGUUAACGCUGCCGGCACUUGCGCAUCUGUCCAUGGGCACCACACAGCUGCCCCUCAGCCGCUGAGAUUCAGCAUCCAGCUGUGGCCAGGGAUCCACCACCUCUGCAUACACCCUCACCCGCUGCCAUCCUGCCCCUCUGCCCGUGGUCCCCCAAACCCAGGCCCGGUCUUUCCCUCUCCUGCUGAGAACUAGAACCCACCAGGAGCAGCAGAGUCCCUGUUUGGGAAGGCAGGCUCCCUGAAACGUGGCAUCAGCAUGAAAACAAGUAGCCUGUCCUUAUUCAUCAGACAGGAGUUAUCCUUAACGCCCGUCGGCUAAUCACAGCAGCAAUGGCAAACUGAAUCGCGAGUCACCAACAACCUCCUACUUUACAGGUUUUCUUCUCCCUACAUUGGCCUUUAUUUACUACUUCCUUGGAACCAUCUCUGAAUUCUGAAUAGCCAACAACCCCCAACGCUACAUACUCUGUUGCUUUUGUCUGGAAAACUACAGUGUUUGUGGGAUGUCCCCAAAGGAAAGCUAUGUUCUAAUUUUAUCAUUUCCAUCUGUCUGGUUAUGUCAAGUUAACUCAGAAAAAGAAGAGACAGUGACCAACCCUGAGAGGCCCAAUAGGGCAGAGAUGGAGGCCUGCCCAGAUGAAGAGGCAGAGGGACAGGCAGGGAUGGGUGCCAAAGACCCCCGUUGGCAUGGAGGAAAGGGACUGGGUACGCUGGACUUGGAAAGGCACUGACCAUUUCAUGGAGAGAAAAAAAGCAAACUUGGGGAGGGCCCUUCCCCCACCAACUACCCAGCAGGAGUCAUGGCAAGGAUGAUGCCUCAUCUGCAUAAUGGUACUGCUGAAUGUUUGGGUGGGCUAGCAUUAGGGACCCUUGUUGGCUACUUCUCAGUCCUGAGAGGAGGGCCUGAGCCAGUGUUCUCUGAGGUUUGGGUGGGACCAUUUAUGAGGACCAAGGAACAUAGCCCAGUGAAAUGGAGCCCGAAUAUUAGUUCUGACUUAUCCCCGAGAAAAGAGAGGUGCCCAUGGCCUUAGUGAGUAUGCCAAGCCCAGGAUUCCAGCUGGCACCUCUGUGAUUUCCCCACCAACUCUGAGCAGAGCCAGCCCCACCCACUCUUGAGAGCAGAGGCCAAUUCCAAAUAAAGGUCUCAGGUUACACAGGUCCCCAACUUAUGUUUUCCAGCGAUGCCCAUUUGUCCCACGCUUAUCCUGUAAUUAUAGAACCACUUGGUGGCCUGAUGCACUUCUUACUAGAGGCUGCUUGCAGCAUGUUUUAGCCAAAGUCCUCCUUGCUUUGAGAAGGAGACUACAGGACAGGGAAGGCAAGUUUCUAGUAUGGAUGCUUUUGCUGUCCCUGCUUCACCCAUGACAGACAUCGCUAAUCGAUCACAGCACUCUAACUCAUGGAGUCUGGAUAAGGUUUCAGGAUUCCCAUGCUUGAAUUUGGCACUUAACAUGAGAACCACUGUGCUAUUUGCUGUGGGACCUGGAGGAGGGUUAGGCAAGGGUGAUGCCCCACGGGGGACUUUCAUCUUCUCCCUUCCCAAACUGUCAGCUGAGUGAGGACAGAGAGCACCUCCCAGAAUGCCGAGAGUGGUUCAGUUCAGAACCCUCCAGUACCCUUGCCAGGCGCUGACUCAAGCAGGAGGAACCUGCCUGAUCUCUGGCUUUGGGGAACCCAGAUCUUUCCUUUGAUUUUUGCUCCUAAUGAUCAGAACCCCAAUUGCAACCAUUGGGAAGUGGCCAGCUGAGCCCAGGCCACUCAGUACCCACUCUGCCUUGAGCCUUCCCCCAGGGUCUUAAUUUUUCGUGGAUCACGUGGCAGUAGCAUGUUGCAGUUCAUAUGUCUCCACUACCCUGUUCAGAACAGCCUGGGAAUGUAUAGACUGUCAAGGCUAUUUAUUUAAAUACACACAAAAAAAGGGGGGAAACACACAAACGGAAAAAAUUGUAAGCACUUUUUUUUGUAAAACCAAUGUCUGUUUUGUUAUAUACCUUUCAUGUCGUGCUUUGUAAAUGUCUUAUUUGUGUAAUAAAUAAAGUUAAUGCAAGUAGAA